AUGUCAUCAUUGACACUUCUAAUUUCCUCUCUCUCUUUCUGGGAUGUCUUAAUUCUCUUUGGCACCUUUAUUAUACUUUACAUUACUAGAUUCUAUUACUCAUAUUUUACUCGCGAAACUCCAUUCCCUGGCCCGCUUCCGCUGCCCCUUAUUGGCAAUAUUAUUCAAUUGAAUCUUUCUGGCGACCUUCAUAAUUGGGCCUUAGAAAACCAAGCUAAAUAUGGUGACAUAUGGGAAGUGUAUAUUGGCAGCGAUAGACAGCUCUGGCUGGCACGGGCUGACCUUGUCGAGAAUAUACUGACUGCAUCAAAAGACAACAAGUAUUUUAUCAGGAACCCUCCCAGCAGCGGACUCGAUAUAAUGGGAAUGUCAUCUAAUGGACUAAUAUUUAAUCGAAAUAGAGAACGAUGGCACUUUUACAGAAAGAUGUUUGCUCAGACCCUUAGUACAAUAAAGUUCUCCAGACAAGCCACAGAAUGGGUUCAGCAGGCGUUUGCUAAUAUGGAAGGAUAUUUUAUGGAGUUGGGUUUCGACAAAAAAGUCUUCAAUUUUGCUGACUGGAUGCCUCGAUUUACCGCAGAUAUGACAUUUCGUAUAGCAAUGGACAAGCACGCUUGCACGAUGGCUUCACUAUACAACACUCAUGCUCCAUCCAAGCCUGCUCCAUAUCCUCAAGAAGUGGUCAAUGAAGCGAACGAAUUCAUUACUGCGUUUAAGAAAUUUACCAGCACAAUAAGUUACUUUCUCCUCACACCUGAAAUAAUUCGCACUAAAACUCCUACUGGACGUAGCCAGACAAAAGAACAUCUGGACAACUUAAACUGGCUUCACAAGUCUUUGAUUAAAAUUAUCCAACAAAGGAGAAAAGAAAUUGAAAAGAUUAACGACAACAGCCAAUUGAAAUCCGAUUUCUUGACAUUAAUGAUUACAGUAAAUACACCAAAAGAUAUGACACAGAAGCGGGGGGACGGCACCAUCGAAGAGCCACUGACGGACGAGGAUAUCAGAGCUAGUAUAAUGGAAAUGUUGCUUGGUGGUAUUGAUACGCUAAUUGUCAAUCGUGAAUUAAACAAACAGACAUCGAAUUUGACUUGCUUCAUAGUCUAUCUUGUAAUUACACAUCCGGAAGUCAAAGCACGUCUCCAACAAGAACUUGACACAGUCCUCGGAACGGAUCUUUCUCGACCAAUCAAAUAUGAAGAUUUAAAUAAAUUGGUAUAUACUGACGCUGUCAUUAAGGAAACUGGUCGGCUUAUGCCCGCCACCUCCAUAAAUCUCCGUGUGGCCGAAGAAGAUGACGUAAUCGGUGGAUAUCCCAUCAAGAAAGGCCAGCAAAUAAUCAUUUCCAGCCUUGGAGUUCAACACAACUCUAAACACUGGGCUAACCCAAAAGAAUUCAAUCCUGACCGCUUUCUGGAACCCAAUAAUCAUAACAUUGACAGAUACUCGCUUGAAAUAUUUGGAGGAGGUAUGCGUCUAUGUCCUGGAAGGCAGUUGGCUAUGACAGAAAUGAAAACCAUUGCUGCUUUGAUCUUUCGUAAAUUUGAUCCCGAAUUGGCCACACCGGAUACUGUGCCAAAGAUCAAAUAUGAAUCUAUGAACCAAUGCUACGAAUUGAUGUUGAGAUUUAAGCCGAGAAAAGCGUAA
Messenger RNA from Paraglomus occultum, 1647 nucleotides. NCBI's taxonomy places the organism in Eukaryota, Fungi, Glomeromycota, Glomeromycetes, Paraglomerales, Paraglomeraceae. The record is from the annotation of a GenBank genome assembly.